AUGGCGACCGCGCGGCAAGCGGCCGCGGCCGUCGCCUCCGGCAGCCACGGCCACCCGGUGCACCACGCGCACCUCGCGGCCCUCCUCAACCCCUCCCCGCGCUCGCCUCCCCUGCCGCCCCCGCUCCGCCGGCGCCACCUCCCGCUCUCCCUUCCCGCGGCCACGCGCCUCGCCGCCACCUUCCCGCCGCUGCCGCUCCUCCUCGCCCUGCUCUCCGCGCUCCGCCUCCUCCCGUCCCCGCCGCCGCCGCGGCCCUUCGACGCGCUCAUCAAGUCCUACGCCUCCCUCUCCUCCCCCACCCUCGCCGCCGCGGCGCUCGCGUUCGCCAGGUCGGCCGGGUACGCGCCCUCGCUGCCCGCCUACAACGCGGUCCUCCUCGCGCUCUCCGACGCCUCGCUCCCCUCCGCGCGCCGCUUCCUCGCGGGCACCAUGCUCCGCGACGGCGUGGCGCCCAACGUGUACACCUACAACAUCCUCGUCCGCGCGCUCUGCGCCCGCGGCCUCCGGGAGGAGGCGCUCGGCGUCGUGGAGGGCGACAUGCGCGCCGCCGGGUGCGCGCCCAACGUCGUCACCUACAACACGCUCGUCGCGGCCUUCUGCAGGGCCGGGGAGGUGGGCGGCGCGGAGAGGCUGGUUGGCGUGAUGCGGGAGGGCGGCGUGAGGCCCAGCCUGGUGACCUUCAACACGGUGGUGAACGGGCUGUGCAAGGCCGGGAGGAUGGAGAACGCGCGCAAGGUGUUCGAUGGAAUGGUGAGUGAGGGCCUGGCCCCCGAUGGGGUCAGCUAUAACACCUUGCUGAGUGGGUACUGCAAGGCCGGCUGCUUGCAUGAGGCGCUGGCCGUGUUUGCGGAGAUGUCGCAGAAAGGGGUUGUGCCUGAUGUUGUGACGUUUACAUCGCUGAUCCAUGCGAUGUGCAGGGCUGGGAACUUGGAGCGGGCGGUGGCCCUGGUGGGGCAGAUGAGGGAGAGGGGCCUCCGCAUGAAUGAGAUCACUUUCACGGCACUGAUAGAUGGGUUCUGCAAGAACGGGUUCCUGGAUGAUGCAUUGCUUGCACUGAAGGAGAUGAAGGAAUGCGGGAUCAAGACUUCGGUGGUGUGUUACAAUGCCCUAAUUAAUGGUUACUGCAAGUUAGGAAGAAUGGAUGAAGCGAGAGAGUUAGCCAAUGAAAUGGAGGCUAAAGGAGUGAAGCCUGAUGUUGUGACAUAUAGCACGAUUCUCAGUGGAUACUGUAAGAUUGGUGAUACAGAUUCUGCAUUCGAACUGAAUAGGAAGAUGCUGAAGAAAGGUGUGAUUCCUGAUGCAAUCACCUACUCAUCCCUCAUAAGGGGUCUUUAUGAGGAGAGAAGACUCAGUGAUGCGUGUGAACUCUUUGAGGAGAUGCUUCAACUGGGCCUUCGUCCUGAUGAAUUUACUUAUACAACUCUGAUUGGUGGUCAUUGCAAGGAAGGGGAUAUUGAGAAGGCCCUGUCUCUUCAUGAUGAGAUGAUAAAGAAAGGAGUUCUCCCUGAUGUUGUGACAUACAGUGUACUUAUAGAUGGGCUUAGCAAGUCAUCACGUACAAAGGAAGCACAGCGGUUACUCUUCAAACUAUACUACGAAGAUCCUGUUCCAGACAAUAUUAAGUAUGACACCCUAAUGCAUUGUUGCAGGAAAGCUGAGUUUAAGAGUGUGGUGGCUCUUCUUAAGGGAUUUUCCAUGAAAGGUUUGAUGAAUGAAGCUGACAAAGUUUACCAGUCAAUGCUGGACAGAGAAUGGAAGCUUGAUGGGUCGGUGUAUAGUGUACUUAUUCAUGGGCAUUGCCGGGGAAAAAAUGUUAUGAAGGCUCUCGGCUUCCAUAAGGAAAUGCUGCGGUGUGGUUUUCCUCCUGAUUCAACUAGCACUAUUUCACUGGUUAGGGGUUUAUUUGAAGAAGGGUUGACUGGGGAAGCAGAUACUGUGAUCCAGGAGUUGCUGAAUUGCUGCUCGCUGGCAGAUGCAGAAACAUCGAAGGCUCUUAUUGAUCUCAAUCGGAAGGAAGGUAACAUGGACGCUGUGGUUGAUGUUCUCCGUGGCAUGGCAAGGGGUGGGCUACUUCCAAGCAGAGGGUGAAUUGUGUUACGUAGAUACCUUUGCUCUAUUUGCGGGGUACUAAAUUUACACAAUGGCCACAGAUCUAUUUAGAGCACUUCUUGGAUCAUGCCUACCUUGCAAUGAAUCACAAUGGUGCUCAGUUCUUCUUCAUGGGCGUACCCAGUGCUGAAAGAUCCCACACAUUGUGGGGUCUGGGGAAGGGAAUUUCGAGGCAGCCUUUCCCUUGCUUUUUAUGCAAAGAGGCUGAUUUUGGAAGCUGUCCUGUUUAAUGUGAAUUUCUAGGCAGCCUUCUUCAUGCUGCAGGGUAAUGUGAAUUGAGCAACUAAUUGAUCUC
Lolium rigidum is the source of this 2404-nucleotide messenger RNA. RefSeq names its product pentatricopeptide repeat-containing protein At5g39710-like. Gene Ontology annotation, molecular function: protein binding. Lineage: Eukaryota; Viridiplantae; Streptophyta; Magnoliopsida; Poales; Poaceae. The record is from RefSeq and is a predicted model, not a curated record. Bases 1 to 2088 code for a protein of 695 amino acids. The transcript has a single exon.